AGAUUCAGACAUCUGUUCUGAGCCGAAAAGACCAGUGGCAGCGUCUUUCACUUUAACAUUACUGUAUGAUAGACUGGGCCGACUAACAACGCAUUCUGUACGGUGUACACAGAUUAUAUAGACUUAUUUGUAAUCAUAGUCGUUUUUUUAUUUGGCGGGGUGCUUCAGUUUGUCACAAUGACAGCCUUGUCGCUGCUUUUGAUGGUCGUGUCGGCAGCAUCUGUGCUGGCUGAGUCCACUGUCUUUUUUCGAGAGCAAUUUGAAGAUGGGGAUGCCUGGAAGAGUCGCUGGGUGGAAUCCAAGCACAAGUCAGACUACGGCAACUUGGUCCUGAGUGCAGGGAAGUUCUAUGGAGAUGCAGAGAAAGACAAAGGUCUGCAGACGAGCCAGGACGCCCGCUUCUACGCCUCGUCAUCUCGUUUUGAUGACUUCAGCAACCAGGGCCAGCCUCUGGUUAUCCAGUUCACUGUGAAACAUGAGCAGAGCAUUGACUGUGGUGGAGGCUACAUUAAACUGUUCCCCUCUGGCCUCAACCAGGAGGACAUGCACGGAGACUCGGUCUACAACAUCAUGUUCGGUCCUGACAUUUGUGGCCCUGGCACAAAGAAGGUUCAUGUCAUAUUCAACUACAAAGGCAAGAACCAUCUGAUUAACAAGGACAUCAGAUGCAAGGAUGAUGAAUACUCCCACUUGUACACACUGAUAGUCAACCCUGACAACACUUACGAGGUCAAGAUCGACAAUAAGAAGGUCGAGUCUGGCAAUCUGGAGGAUGACUGGGACUUCUUGCCUCCCAAAAAGAUCAAGGACCCUGAAGCCAAAAAGCCAGAGGACUGGGAUGACAGGGAGAAGAUUUCCGACCCCGACGAUAAUAAACCAGAGGACUGGGACAAGCCUGAGAACAUCCCAGAUCCUGAUGCUAAAAAGCCUGAUGACUGGGAUGAAGAGAUGGACGGAGAGUGGGAGCCUCCUAUGGUUGCUAACCCUGAUUACAAGGGUGAGUGGAAACCCAGAGAGAUCGACAAUCCUGCCUACAAGGGCAUAUGGAUCCACCCUGAGAUUGACAACCCGGAGUACACAGCCGACUCUGAGAUCUAUAAAUACGACAGCUUCGGUGUGAUUGGACUCGACUUGUGGCAGGUCAAGUCUGGUACCAUCUUUGAUAACUUCCUCAUCACCAACGACCCAAACCUGGCAGAGGAAGUAGGCAACGACACAUGGGGUAAAACUAAGGACGCAGAGAAGAAGAUGAAGGAAAGCCAAGAGGAGGAGGAGAGAAAGAAACGGGAGGAAGAUGAUCAGCAGAGGAGAGACGAGGGAAAGGAGGAAGACGACGAGGAGGAGGAGGAGAAAGAUGAGGAGCAAGAUGAGGAGGAAGAUGAAGAAGAGGAGGAGGAGGGGGAAGAGCAGCAGGAGGAGGAAGAAGAGGACGAUGAAGGCACAGACUCUAAACUCAAGGAUGAGUUAUAACUCUGUGCAGGAACUGACUGUCUGUGUCAAUGAGCCAGUGGAACGAGGCUGAACACUGAUGAGAUGAUAGACCCUCAUGACUGACACCCUGGGGUGGAGGGGUAAUAUGUUUGUUUACAAAGCAAGGAAGUAGGUCAAAAAGGGCAAUUAUUGUUCUGUUUCCUGUUUCCAUGUGCUGCUACUACUACUACUAUUAUUAUUAUUAUUAUUAUUAUUAUUAUUAUUAUUAUUAUUAUUAUUAUUAAAAGAGGAAUAGUAAUAGAGUGAAGUGUGAUGUCAUAACGAAUGUCAAGAAGACAGGAAAUCAAUUGAUCAGUUUAUACCCAACAGAAAUAUAUAAAUUGUCAUUUGUGUUCUUUGAAAAUCUGGGUUUUUAUGAAGUAUAAUGUUGUAGUGACAUGGAAAGCUAUAUUUGGUGUGUGGAUGAUACCAUGAACAUGUCUUGUUUACCUCAUGUGUUUUGUUUUAAUUAAUCUGUCAUGUUUUUUUUGUUAAUCUUUUGCAGUCAUGCAUGUCACUCUGUCUCAUGGCCCCCUUUCAAAAGCUUCGUCAAUCUCAAAGGAUUCGACUGGGUUAGACACCAUUACACAGGUUAUCUUGCCUGCUCUUAUUUAAACUUCUUGAUUCAAACUAGGGUUAAUGGCACAGGGACAGUAGUGCAUUAGGACUGACACAAUAUAUUUGACAACCUGUUGAAAGAAAGCCGUCGUCUAAAGGAUGGUAAUACAGGGUGCUUUAAGAUGAAAUCCCUUGCAUAGUGUUGUACUGUAUAGUUAACACUUUAUCACGUCAAUGCACAUACUGUAGUCUUGUGUGUCUAAAUAAACUGUGCUCAAACUCAGUUGUACAUUGAGAGCACUCAGUAGCAGGUAAGCUUAUGCUCAUUUACUCGUUCACUUUUGGUUUAAUCAUAGUAGGUGUACACAACCAGUUUUCCUCAUUUUUGAUGCUAAUAUCUCCACACUGCUGUACCCCAACACACUCUCCAAAACAGAUGAUCCUUUUGUAAAAGACACAUUUUUUUACUAAUGUUAGUAAUUGAAGUGGGGAGAUUUUCAUGUUGCUGUGUUAAAAAAACAGACAGGUGUUCUGUCCAAUAAAAUCAACCAGUGGAAAAUGA
Messenger RNA from Sander lucioperca (pikeperch), 2590 nucleotides. RefSeq names its product calreticulin (gene calr). The record is from RefSeq and is a predicted model, not a curated record. NCBI's taxonomy places the organism in Eukaryota, Metazoa, Chordata, Actinopteri, Perciformes, Percidae. Gene Ontology annotation, biological process: protein folding. Gene Ontology annotation, molecular function: calcium ion binding. The transcript has 9 exons. Bases 178 to 1470 code for a protein of 430 amino acids. Gene Ontology annotation, cellular component: endoplasmic reticulum; endoplasmic reticulum membrane.